Molecule: messenger RNA, 842 nt
Organism: Gaeumannomyces tritici R3-111a-1
Lineage: Eukaryota; Fungi; Ascomycota; Sordariomycetes; Magnaporthales; Magnaporthaceae
Exons: 4
Coding region: 154-468 (104 amino acids)
Biological process (GO): mitochondrial electron transport, ubiquinol to cytochrome c
Source: RefSeq, a predicted model, not a curated record
UUUCGGGAACUUGCCGUCGAACAUCCAACAUCGGGUAUUCUCGAAAUCCUUUGCCCAGGAAAGAGCUUCCAAAAAAGCCCGCCCGCCAAAUUCGCCCAACGACCCGACCGAAACCCCGUCCACGCCCGCGAACACACCCAACCCCGAAUCACGAUGAGGCCGACCCAGACUCUGCUCGGCGGUGGCGGCGGCCCCCCGGUGGGCAAGUUCAACAGGUACAUCGGCGGAUGGGGUGACUUUGGUGGCCUGAAGCAGAAGGGAAUCAUCACGUACGGUAUUUCCCCAAACCGGCAACGACCGCUGGCCGGUGCCGCGAACGCCGCCGUCUUCAAUACCUGGCGGCGAUUCAGAGGGCAGGUCCUCUACGUGGUCCCGCCCUUCGUCGCCGCUUACUACGCCAUGCAGUGGGCUAUCCACAGGAACGAGUACCUGUACUCCAAGGAGGGCCGUCACGAGCUGGAGACCUAAGGCCGUGAUUUGACGUCAGCUCAGAACCAUGGGCUCCAAGAUCAAUGGAGCCGCGUGUGGAGGAUCACAUCAUUUUCUGUAGACAAGACUUGUACAUCACUGCCGCCUACUAGAUUCUGGAAUGGAUGGUGAAAAGAACCGAUUGCUCAAUGCAGUAAGACUGGAGAACGACCUCCAAGUUGGCAGGUUUUGUGAUGGUUUACGAGUUGGUCUCCGUACAGCCUCAGUAGAGUGCAGCUCACCAAAAUGGCGUCUUUUCGCUCCCCAGUACUGUCACACGAUGGAAGAAAAGAAGAAAAGUCCCGAAUAUCUUUCAGAUAAUUUAGUCGAUAUUUUAUCUCAUUGUAGAACCCCUCCGAAUCGCUGCAGUACAG